Messenger RNA from Stegostoma tigrinum, 5223 nucleotides. Its product is annotated as AP2-associated protein kinase 1-like. NCBI's taxonomy places the organism in Eukaryota, Metazoa, Chordata, Chondrichthyes, Orectolobiformes, Stegostomatidae. The transcript is spliced from 19 exons. The coding region runs from base 317 to 2812 and encodes 831 amino acids. Gene Ontology annotation, molecular function: ATP binding; protein kinase activity. Gene Ontology annotation, biological process: protein phosphorylation. The record is from RefSeq and is a predicted model, not a curated record.
AGCCCGUGCCGCAUGUUUUCCUUUGAGCCGCUCAGUCCGCCAGGUGACUGGCGGAGGGAGUGGAAUGUGUGGCUUUACUCUCCUAGAGAAAAACAGAGCGGAGGACUCUUACCUGACCUGAAGAGAUUGCUGUUUGGGAGAACGGACGUCCCUUCCAGCCGGAUAGAGGUCACCAUGCUAUCGACGAGUUUGCACUGACAGAGUAGAAGGAGGAGGAAGAAGAAGAAGAAAAAGAAGAGGAAGAAUCACCAGACAGCAUCUCUCUUUCUCUCUGUCUGACAAACGCACACGGUCCCGACGGUAUUGAGCCGGGAGGAUGAAGAAGUUUUUCGACGCCCGGAGGGAAGGUGCGGCCGCGGUCGGAGGAGCGGCCGGACAGUCCACCAGUGCCGGAGGGUGGUCUUCGUUCCAGGGUAAAGUGUAUGCGGUGGGCCGCUACCAAGUGACGGUGGAGGAGCUGAUCGCGGAAGGUGGAUUUGCAAUAGUGUUUUUAGUCAAGACUCACAGUGGUGUAAGAUGCGCUCUGAAACGAAUGUAUGUAAACAGUGAACAUGCCCUCCAAGUUUGUAAGCAAGAAAUUGCCAUUAUGAAAGAUCUGUCUGGGCAUAAAAAUAUUGUUAACUACUUGGACUCCAGUGUUACCUCAGUAAAUGCCAGUGAUGUAUGGGAGGUCCUGAUUCUAAUGGAAUACUGCAGAGGUGGUCAAGUGGUCAACUUAAUGAAUCAACGAUUGCAUUCUGGCUUUGGUGAAACUGAGGUGCUGCAAAUAUUUUGUGAUAUUUGUGAAGCAGUGGCCAGGCUACAUCAGUGCAAGCCACCAAUUAUUCAUAGAGAUCUCAAGGUGGAAAAUCUUCUACUUCAUGAUAGUGGUAGUUAUGUCCUCUGUGAUUUUGGAAGUGCAACAAACAGAGUCAUACAUCCUCAAAUUGAAGGUGUCAGUACAGUUGAAGAAGAAAUAAAAAAGUAUACAACACUGUCAUACAGAGCACCAGAAAUGGUUAACCUAUACAGUGGAAAAUCCAUCACUACUAAAGCUGACAUAUGGGCCCUUGGAUGCUUACUUUACAAACUUUGCUUUUUUACCUUGCCGUUUGGAGAAAGCCAAGUUGCUAUCUGUGAUGCAAAUUUUACAAUUCCAGAUAAUUCUAAGUAUUCCAGUGAAAUGCAUUGUUUAAUUCGAUAUAUGCUUGAGGCAGAUCCAGACAAGAGACCUGAUAUUUAUCAGGUUUCUUUCUUCACAUUUAGGAUGUCAAGGAGGAUUUGCCCAGUUAAGAAUGUUAGUAACGUAUCGAUUCCAGUGAAAAUGCCAAUACCAGUAAAAUCUAGUGAAGUUGCUGCUAAAAAGUCUCAACCAAGGGCAAGGCUUACAGACCCAGUACCGACUACAGAGACCUCAAUAACACCUCGCCAAAGGCCAAAAGCUGGCCAGUCAACUCCAUCUACAAGCAUUCUGACGAUUCAGCCUGCUAUGACUCCAAGGAAGAGAUCUACUACACAGCUGGCCCCUCAACCCCCAGCUGUGCAGCUGGCCCCUCAACCCCCAGCUGUGCAGCUGGCCCCUCAACCCCCAGCUGUGCAGCUGGCCCCUCAACCCCCAGCUGUGCAGCUGGCCCCUCAACCCCCAGCUGUGCAGCUGGCCCCUCAACCCCCAGCUGUGCAGCUGGCCCCUCAACCCCCAGCUGUGCAGCUGGCCCCUCAACCCCCAGCUGUGCAGCUGGCCCCUCAACCAUCAGGAGUUCCAGCUGCACAUAGUGGACACAUUGCUCAAUUACUUGGCCAUCAAGCACAUGUUCAGCCAGUACAACCUCAACUGCACCUGCAACUGAAGCCACAGCCACAGCUUUUACUUCAACAGCAGUAUUUGUUGCACCAACAUCAAGCAUAUUUCCGGCAACAGCAAAUACUUCAGACUGCGCAGCGCUACCAAGUGAUGCAGCAGGCCCAGCAGCAGAUGAUGCAGAAUUGCUAUCUUCAGCAGCAGUAUGCAACAGCCUUGCAGCAGCAGGCAACUUGGCGGCACGUGAUGGCGCAAGCGUCUGUUCAGCAGGUUGCUGUACAGCAACAGCAACAAGCUCUGUUACAGGCACAUAUGCAGCAAAAACUUCAAACUCAACAAGUUCAGCCCCAGUCCCAACAGACAGACAAGCUAUUAUCAUUAACGCCGCCAUCUUCACCAAAGGUGCAGCGAGCAGGCCACCGGAGAAUCGUCAGUGAUGUCCCAUUCAGCAGUAUAUUUGGAGUCCCUGCCAGUCGAUCCUCUCAACAACUGGCAGCAGCUGCGGCAGAAGCAAAUCUUUAUAAAUCAAAGUCAGCCUCUACAAGUCCUGCAGGAUCACCCAAAGCCUCGGAGCAGAACAUUUAUAAUCCACCAGAUCUGUCUGUUUGGAAUCCUUUUGGAGAUGACAAUUUUUCCAAUUUAACAGUAGAAGACCUUUUAAAUAAAGAGUUUGCUGAGCUUCGAGAUGAUAAAACUGCGGAACUGGAGAAAAUGCCUACUGCAAAUUUGGUUCCAACAUUUCCCCCCAGCAUGACUCCACCCCAAACAGAUUUAUUUGGGGCUUCACCUUUUGUAUCUGGAACAGUUGACCUCUUGAUUUGUUUUGGAAACGGUAACUGUGCUGGGGAUGACACAGUUUCACAUUCCAGCGUCCUUGCUCCUGCUUCAGCUGACAGCACUGACCCUUUUACCCCUACUGUAUCUUCUAAACAGACUGCACCUCAUCUGUCAACAACUCAUGAUUCCAAAUCUGAGAUGUGGUCAUUCAAAGAACUGCAGUGGGAGUUCAGAGAACAGUCUUCCUGGUCUAGCUAGGUCUUUUCUGCUUGUGGAUCAGCUUAUAGACAUUUAAUGACCCUGCCAUUAACCUAUCUGCAUAUUACUUACCUGCACCCUUGAGUAGAAACCCCAUUCCAAAGAAAGCAUGGUAAAAUCAAAAUACCUCAGUUGAAUGCCACGCCUACCAAGACAUGAUUGUAACAAGAUGCAAUGGAGAUUCUACUAAAAACUAAAUGACUAUUCAUCAAGGCCUUCCUUCACCUUGUACCUGCCUGUGUGCCGUUCAUGUGCAUAUACCAGAAAACUGCUUGGAUAUCCCAUCACCUUUUAAAACCUUCCGAAUUCCUCUUCCUACCUUCCUGUCUUGUGUUGUAAUGUUUUUUUUAGCAGGAACUUUGGCUCAAUAUACCUCAGCAUUUUUAUGCAUUGUAUGGUAAAAGUGUGCAUAGCUACAAUAUUCUUUAGUUGCACAAAGUGAUUAGUUAAUUUGAAACUGCAGUACUGAAUACCAUUUGUGUUUGAAUUUAAUUUUAUAGCUUGGAGCGUUAUAAACUAACAGUGCCUGGAUUCUACUACUUGAAGUUGUAGUGGCAUUGAGGACUGGUAUUAACUCGCAUGAUACUUAACCAUGUACUGAUGUGAAAACAUGCAGCUCAUUUUGCACUGCUUUAAUUACUUUGCCUUUGUUUGCAAUGCAUUAGUAUGUUCUUCAGUUAAUUGGUCACUUUUGCUCUCAAGUAUUUUGUAAAUUUAACUUUUUCCCCCUGCAAACAUUGUUCUAACCUCAUUACCUGAAUGUCAAUAACAGAUUUUCAAUUAUUUGUUAUUAACUUGUUAUUUUGAAUUUCAACUUGAAUAAGCUGUUUUAACUUGAUGUACAGCCAUACAAAUGAAAUGUGAUCUAGUCACAUGGGGCUAAGUAGCAUUGAGUGCAAUACGUCAAUGCUGCACACAAGUUAUCUUCCAUAACAUGAUUUUAAAAGUUGCUUUUUAUUUGCAGUAGGUUCUUUAUUUUUGACUAGAGAGUAAAACAACCUUUGUCGAUGGUCUAAAAAUGUACGUGUUACUCACACAUUUGUCUAACUCUAUCUUUCCUACAUUUUGUUCUAAACCACAUGAGGAUUUUGAGGUUUCACAUAGAUUGAAUUAGUCCCCAAAAUCUAUUGCACAACUCUUGGGCAUAAAAGAGAAAGAAAUCAUUUCUAUUUAAUUCAGUUUAGAAUUUGGCUCUCAAUUUAGUCAGUUAUAUUACAAACAAUUAUAUUUUCAACAACCGUUUUUGUAAGAUUAUUAAUCAAAGUAGCUAUAAUGAAUACUGAAAUAGAAGCUUAAUUAUUGAAUGAUGGCUGGUGUGUAUCUUAAAUAGGUGAUGAGCUUUUACAAAAGGUGACUCAGGUAACUUUGCUAGAUAAAGGUAGAUUAGAUAAAUGAAACAGCAGUAAAGUUACAACUUCCAGGUUAGCUGUAAAUAUUUCAAAUAGGGUGAAGAUAAUGAUGGAGAAGUCAUCUCCCUGAUGUCUUAUGUCUAAUAUGAGGACUGUUACUAGAUGUCACAAUGUGCAAUGUUGACUAUUUAAUAAAUCACUUGGUUUAACAGGGUUUUUAAGAAUUAUAAAGCUUUGCACUAUAUUUUUCAUUGUGAUUAAAUCUCAGGAUAGAUCCUGCUUCCCUGUUUAUCAAGUAGCUAUUUCUGGUGGGUGUGAGCCUGAAGUAUGGUGCAGUGUUUCUGCACUUGUUAUUUUGAAUAUGUUACCACUAGGCUAGCGUUGAACGACUGCAACAAAUGGAUGACUAAAAUGUGAUUAUUUAAAACACAUACAUGCUGCAAAUAAAUUUGAAAACAUUUUCACAUUUACAUGAAAUAAUGCUUUGCUGGUUUAUUAAGUUUGUAUGUCUGCACCAUACUAUUAGUUUGCUGUGGAAGUGUUCAUUAGAAUGUCGUGCUUUGCAAGAACAACGGGGAGUCUAAGUUACGACUUUAUGCUGAGAAUAUUGAAUUACAACAUUGCAAAUGCAGUCAAAUUUCAGGGAGAAUAUCUUAGCUUUUUAUAUUUUAAAAAAUGUCUCUGGAUAUAGUCAUCAGUGAUACCAGCAUUCAUUGUCAAUCCCUGCUUGCACUUCAGAGGUGAUCCUGAGCUGCCACUUUGAACUACAGCAUCUUCGGUGAUGAGGGUAAGUGAUAUUAAGGAGGGAGUUCCAGGAUUUUAAUUCAAUGGUACUGAACGAAUGGUGAUGUAUUUCCAAAUAAGAAUGGUUUGUGACUUAAGGAAGCAAAUUAGAGGUGAUGUUCUCUCUUUUUUUCUUGCUAUUUUUGUCCAUUUGAGUGGCAAGGUUGUUUGUUUAAGAAAUACUUUUGGAGAAACAAUUUUGUCAUAUUUUGUAACUUUCUGUGGCAUUUGUAAGUUCAACAUAGUAUUUCAUGAUUUAUAAAAUUCAUAUUAGAAUCA